UGCCGGACCGAUCACCCCCGUCCAUGAUCUGAAUGUACCAUAUGAAGGGCCUGCGGAGGAGUACGAGACCCCGACGGCUGAGAUGCUCUUUCCACCUACUCCUCUGCAAACCCCCAUUCAAACUCCGUUGCCAGGAACAGAUCAGUCGAUGUAUAACAUCCCUACAGGCCCCUCUGAGUAUGCUCCAUCUCCAACAACUGAUAUCAGAAAUGGUGUUGAUUUAAAAGCUGGAAGGCCUAGCCCAUACAUGCAACCACCCUCCUCUUGGAUGACUCAAAGACCUUUGGGUGUUGAUGUUAAUGUGGCUUACGUGGAAGGGCGUGAUGAGGUGGAUAGAGGAGCUUCUGAUCAACCCAUGACCCAGGACUUCUUCACGAUCUCCUCUGGAAAACGCAAAAGGGACGAUUAUGCUUCCCAGUUAACUUCUGGAGGUUAUAUGCCGCAACAAGAUGGAAGUGGUGAUGUGAUGAUAGAAUUUCUUCCACCAGAGAAUCAGCCAAAAGAAGUUCAAGAAUCGAUACCUGGACGUGAUCGAGAAACUGCGAUUAAGAUUCUAUCGAAGAAGGAAACAGAAGCAGCUCCAGUGCUUCCUCAGCAGGAUGGGGUCAAUGAUGAAUAUGAUGAUCUGUUUCAUUUCCAGGGAGUUGCCAAUGAAGACUACAAUACGCCAGCAGAAGAUGUUGAACUACGAGCUGCUACCCCUGCUGUUGGCACACCAAAACCAGCUAAAAAUGAAGCAGUUGAGGAUGAUGAGCCUUCUCUGAAUGAAGAUGAUGAUGACGAUGAUGAUUUAGAUGACCUUGAGAAUGGUGAGGAAGAGCUAAACACACAACAUUUAGUUCUAGCUCAGUUUGACAAGGUAACACGGACAAAAAGCAGAUGGAAGUGCACUCUCAAGGAUGGUAUCAUGCAUAUCAACAGUAGGGAUAUUCUUUUUAAUAAGGCUACUGGUGAAUUUGAGUUUUAAAUUUUGUUAUCAAGACAUUGUCUAGAGGUGAGAGUGAUGGCAGAUCAACAUGUGCGUGGGCUGAGUGUUAUCCUUGCAGGCGCUAUGUUAUUUGGUGAGUAUGGGAAUCGAUACCUUGGAGAUAAUGUGAACAUAAAAAAUUCCCAUACUGAAUGGACUGCCAGGGUUGUUGAUUUUCUUUGUAAAGAUGCUAAAAUUAAUUGGACAUUGUAAAUUUGUUUUUCUGAAAACAACGAGAACAACUAUGUCCGUUAUUUAUUUUCAGCCAUUUAUACUUAUUCAUGCCAGGUAA
Molecule: messenger RNA, 1259 nt
Organism: Elaeis guineensis (African oil palm)
Lineage: Eukaryota; Viridiplantae; Streptophyta; Magnoliopsida; Arecales; Arecaceae
Source: RefSeq, a predicted model, not a curated record